Sander lucioperca (pikeperch) is the source of this 5333-nucleotide messenger RNA. RefSeq names its product splicing factor 3b, subunit 1 (gene sf3b1). The transcript is spliced from 21 exons. Bases 1827 to 5333 code for a protein of 1168 amino acids. Gene Ontology annotation, molecular function: mRNA binding. Gene Ontology annotation, biological process: spliceosomal complex assembly. NCBI's taxonomy places the organism in Eukaryota, Metazoa, Chordata, Actinopteri, Perciformes, Percidae. The record is from RefSeq and is a predicted model, not a curated record. Gene Ontology annotation, cellular component: catalytic step 2 spliceosome; U12-type spliceosomal complex; U2-type prespliceosome.
CUGUGGUCCAAGAACAUUUUGUCUCCUUGUACGUUUUUCUUCCUAAUAUGAUCUACAUAUGUAUCGACUUUCAACUUUGCAACAAAUGUCAGUGUGGGCUCAGAGUUUCUCUUAAGUAUUCUGGUUUGGAAAAAUAUUUCCAUGAUGUGCAAAAAAAAAAAAAAAAAAAAAAUCAGUUUUAUCCUGGUGCGUGCAAUAAAAUAAAUUGAAACCGACUGUAGGGUUACCAUGCAUUUUCAGUGGGAGAGGUGGUUAGGUUCUUCAAUGUUCAAUUAAUUAAUUCACACCUAACAAACGUGGGUCGCAGAUAGGUUGUAUGUGAGUCGAAGGGUUAACGAUCCCGUGUUGGCUUCAGCCUAAAUAAUGAUGGGAAAGGGCAGUGUCCUUUUUGUCGUAGCAUAUGAGGAUGAGGAAUUUUAAGUUUGAGGGUCAGCUAAGGUGUAAUUAACCUGCCAAUGCCAUGCCAUGUGCUAUGCCAUGCCAAGCUCUGUAACUUUAAAAACGACAACAACCUGCUCCCUCAUAGACCGUUUUAGGUCCCAAGGCAGGCAGUGAAGAGAAAAAUGCUUGGUCCCUUGGCGUAGUCAACUUAGGAUCAUAUAUAUCGGGUCAAAAUCCGGUCUAAUUUGUCUUCCCAGUGUCUCUUUGUCUGGGCUGUAAUUUAAGAGUCUUGUGGUUACUUACAGUAACCGCCUCUGUUGGCUUGUCAAACUUGGUAGAUAUGCAAGGCGACAAGUUAGUUAUAGCCAAGUGUAGCCAGCUUUUCUUAUAGACCUGAAGAUUUAGGCUAAUUAAUUUAUAAUUGUUUAUAAUAAAUAGACGUAAAAACUGUGCGUGGAAAUAGCAUUGUGCGAGUAGACACAUGCAAGAGCCUGACCCAGCUAGUUAAUCUUUCUUUCCAUUUUUAUUGCAUCUUCACAUUCGCCGACAAUAUGAGCUUAAAUGGCCCGAGUGCUUCAGGUUUGGUCUAGGUAGGGCUUGUCUGAAGCCUGCAUGUAGAGAGAGCUCUUUGUGCAAAGUUGUUGUGUAAAUAUAUUUUUAUUUUACAACUCUCUCUGUAAAAUAGAAAUAUGUUAUCAAGAAAAUUGUGUACCACAAUACCACAGGCCCAUACUAACUGUCCUUAAUUUCUCUCCUACAGCAGUACUGCUUUGCCAGUCCUGUACUGCACUCUGUUAAGGGUGCAGCAACUCAUCCUGUGUAGGUUAUGGGGAACACAGAGAACUGUGCACUUGUCAGUUUGGUCAGGGUCCACUGGCUGCUUGUUUGGGGCCUCUGAGGGGAAUCCCAGCCCAGCUACAACAAACCUCACACCCCAAGAGCCUUUUUUUCAGUUUUUUAUUAUUUGGCUUAUCAAUUUCAUACAAAUUUAGAUUUAAAAGAAAUCCCAUGCAUUCAUGAUGGAAAACGACCGCCCAAAUAAUUGACUACAUAUUUUAUCAGUCGCCUUUGUCCUGAAAAUGAUGUGUGAUGAGUGCAAAUGUCAUUCCUAGAUGUGGCCUCAAAUUCUUUACUUCGUUUUUAUAUGCUAGUAUUAAUAAUUGGGAACUGGGCCACAUGCUCGCCAUAUGAUUUCUUUUUCUAGUUUUGUGGUUAUACCCCAAGAAGAUGCCUUGUUUUUUUUGAGUGCUGUAAAUCAAUGCAACACAGGUGGUAUACUGUUGUGUGUGAGUUCAAACCCUUUUCCAAAGUGUUACUAAUGGUAAAGAGAAAUUUUCUAGGCUUCUUUUCUGCCGGUUGAAGUCAGACUGCAGAGGGACCCUUGGCACUGAAAGUGGGGCAAAACGCCGGACCCCAAGCUGCAAGUCAGGUCGUACGUGGACGUCAUGUUGGAGCAGAACCUGUCAAAAGAGGAGAGAGAGAUUCGUCAGCAGCUGGCAGAGAAGGCCAAAUCUGGGGACCUGAAAGCUGUCAACGGGUCUGCUGCCUCACAAGCUGCUGCCGCCGCCGCCGCAAAGCGUAAGCGCCGCUGGGACCAGACAGCUGACCAAACCCCAACUACCGGUAAUACUACACCCAAAAAGAUUUCCACCUGGGACCAGGCCGACUCCUCUUCUGAGACUCCAGGACACACCCCAGGACACACCCCCGCACACACGCCUUCAAGCACCCGAUGGGAUGAAACGCCCGGCCGCCCUAAAGGCAGCGACACCCCGGGAGCCACUCCCAGUACCCGCAUGUGGGACCCCACUCCCAGUCACACGCCUGCUGGCGCCGCCACCCCUGGCAGGGACACGCCGGGCCAUGCCACGCCUGGUCACGGUGGAGCCACGGGAAGCGUACGCAAGAACCGCUGGGACGAAACCCCGAAGACAGAAAGGGAGACCCCGGGACACGGGAGUGGCUGGGCUGAAACGCCUCGCACCGACAGAGGAGAUGAGUCCGUGGGCGAGACUCCGACCCCAGGGGCCAGUAAGAGGAAGUCUCGGUGGGAUGAAACCCCCGCCAGUCAGAUGGGAUCCUCAACACCACUACUUACCCCAGGAAAAACGCCCAUAGGCACGCCAGCUAUGAACAUGGCUACCCCAACACCAGGUCACCUGAUGAGCAUGACUCCAGAGCAGCUGCAGGCGUGGAGGUGGGAGAGGGAGAUUGAUGAGAGGAACCGGCCUCUCACAGACGACGAGCUUGAUGCCAUGUUCCCAGAGGGAUACAAGGUCUUGCCUCCACCAGCAGGCUACGUGCCGAUCCGAACUCCGGCCCGUAAGCUGUCGGCCACGCCCACGCCCAUUGGAGGCAUGACGGGCUUCCACAUGCAAGUGGAGGACCGCACCACAAAACAGAUGAAUGACCAGCCUUCCGGAAACCUCCCCUUCCUCAAACCGGAUGACAUCCAGUAUUUUGACAAACUGCUGGUUGAGGUGGACGAAUCCACGCUGAGCCCUGAGGAGCAGAAAGAGAGGAAGAUCAUGAAGUUGCUGCUGAAAAUUAAAAAUGGAACACCGCCCAUGAGAAAGGCCGCUCUGCGUCAGAUCACAGAUAAAGCUCGUGAAUUUGGAGCAGGCCCCCUGUUCAAUCAGAUCCUGCCAUUACUCAUGUCGCCCACCCUGGAGGACCAGGAGCGCCAUCUGCUGGUUAAAGUCAUUGACCGCAUUCUCUACAAACUGGAUGACCUGGUUCGACCCUACGUACACAAGAUCCUGGUGGUGAUUGAGCCCCUGCUGAUUGAUGAGGACUACUAUGCCAGAGUAGAAGGCCGAGAAAUCAUCUCCAACUUGGCAAAGGCGGCCGGUCUGGCCACGAUGAUCUCCACAAUGCGACCCGAUAUCGACAACAUGGACGAGUACGUCAGAAACACCACAGCCCGAGCCUUCGCCGUGGUGGCCUCAGCUCUUGGUAUUCCCUCUCUCCUGCCGUUUCUCAAAGCUGUGUGUAAAAGCAAGAAGUCCUGGCAGGCCAGGCACACGGGCAUCAAGAUCGUGCAGCAGAUCGCCAUCCUCAUGGGCUGCGCCAUUCUGCCCCACCUGCGCAGCUUGGUGGAGAUCAUCGAACACGGUCUGGUGGACGAGCAGCAGAAGGUGAGGACCAUCAGUGCCCUGGCUAUAGCUGCCCUCGCUGAAGCUGCUACGCCCUACGGUAUCGAAUCCUUUGACUCGGUCCUCAAGCCGCUCUGGAAGGGUAUCAGACAGCACAGAGGAAAGGGUCUGGCUGCUUUCCUGAAAGCUAUCGGUUACCUGAUCCCACUGAUGGACGCCGAGUAUGCAAACUACUACACCAGAGAGGUGAUGCUGAUCCUCAUCAGAGAGUUCCAGUCCCCCGACGAGGAGAUGAAGAAGAUUGUACUCAAGGUGGUGAAGCAGUGUUGUGGCACUGACGGUGUAGAAGCCAACUACAUUAAGACGGAGAUCCUGCCCCCCUUCUUCAAGCACUUCUGGCAGCACAGGAUGGCUCUGGACAGACGCAACUACAGACAGUUGGUGGACACCACAGUGGAGCUGGCCAACAAAGUGGGAGCAGCAGAGAUCAUUUCUCGCAUCGUUGAUGACCUGAAAGACGAGGCAGAGCAGUACAGAAAGAUGGUGAUGGAGACCAUCGAGAAGAUCAUGGGCAACCUGGGUGCAGCUGACAUCGACCACAAGCUGGAGGAGCAGUUGAUCGACGGUAUCCUGUAUGCCUUCCAGGAACAGACAACGGAGGACUCCGUGAUGCUGAAUGGUUUCGGCACAGUGGUGAACGCCCUCGGGAAGCGCGUGAAACCCUACCUGCCUCAGAUCUGUGGUACGGUGCUGUGGCGUCUCAACAACAAGUCCGCCAAAGUCCGUCAGCAGGCUGCCGACCUGAUCUCCCGUACAGCCGUGGUCAUGAAGACUUGCCAGGAGGAAAAGCUGAUGGGUCACUUGGGUGUGGUGCUGUACGAGUACCUGGGAGAGGAGUACCCGGAGGUGUUGGGUAGCAUCCUGGGAGCAUUGAAGGCCAUCGUCAACGUCAUCGGUAUGCACAAGAUGACUCCGCCAAUCAAAGACCUGCUUCCUCGUUUGACUCCCAUCCUGAAGAACAGACACGAGAAAGUGCAGGAGAACUGUAUCGACCUGGUGGGCAGGAUCGCUGACAGGGGUGCUGAAUAUGUGUCGGCCAGGGAGUGGAUGAGGAUUUGUUUCGAACUGCUGGAGCUGCUGAAGGCUCACAAAAAGGCCAUCCGCAGAGCUACUGUCAACACGUUUGGCUACAUCGCCAAAGCCAUCGGCCCCCACGAUGUCUUGGCCACGCUGCUCAAUAACCUGAAGGUCCAGGAGCGUCAGAACAGAGUCUGCACGACUGUGGCCAUCGCCAUCGUCGCCGAGACCUGUUCACCGUUCACUGUGCUGCCGGCGCUCAUGAACGAAUACCGCGUGCCUGAGCUCAAUGUGCAGAACGGCGUGCUCAAGUCCCUCUCCUUCCUGUUCGAGUACAUCGGAGAGAUGGGCAAGGACUACAUCUACGCCGUCACGCCGCUGCUGGAGGACGCGCUCAUGGACAGAGACCUGGUCCACCGACAGACGGCCAGCGCUGUAGUCCAGCACAUGUCUCUGGGCGUCUACGGUUUCGGCUGUGAAGACUCCCUCAACCACUUGCUGAACUACGUGUGGCCCAACGUGUUUGAGACGUCACCUCACGUGAUCCAGGCGGUUAUGGGCGCCCUGGAGGGGCUGAGGGUCGCCAUCGGGCCCUGCCGCAUGCUGCAGUACUGCUUACAGGGCUUGUUCCAUCCGGCCAGGAAGGUGCGAGACGUCUACUGGAAGAUUUACAACUCCAUCUACAUUGGCUCACAGGACGCCCUCAUCGCUCACUACCCACAAGUCUACAACGACGAGAAAAACAUGUACGUCCGCUACGAACUAGAUUACGUCUUGUAA